ACUCGGGAUCAAUAAUUAUAAUCUGUAUAUUAAUUAACGACCAAGGUUGCUUGCUACAGGAUAAAUUAUUAUGAAGUUAUAGAUUUUUAAGCAUAUUAAAAAGAUCUCUCAACUUUUGAAAAAGAUUGUUGUUGCGUGCUUUCCCGGAGACCCAGAGGGUGGGGGUGGGGCACUGAGAUUCGAUACAGAUUCGAGUCAAACUUGCUGGCUUGAAAGGGCCCGAGUGUGUACUCUGCUCCGGCAAGAGUUAACUAUGAGGCAUGGGUGCGGGAGAUGGGAGCUGUCAGUUACCCAGUGGGGAGCCAAUGGGCUCCGGCCUUUGAUUGACUUCCUCGUUGGGUUCCCCCACGCUCGAGGUUUGGAGUUUAAUGAAAUAAAAUGCAAAAAUGCGGCGUGGGGCUCCACCUCUAGCCUUGCGAUUGGUCGGGGCCGCCGUGACGCCAAUGCCUUCAGGCUGCUAGGAACCUCGGCGUGGCUUGCAAUUGGUCCUAGGAGGUGCCAGUCAUUGACCUCCCUGGUGACCUGCUUUACCUAAGCUUUGUUGUCAAAGAGCGAAGCUGUUCCCGUAGGCAGGUUAUUAUUACUGAGGGAUUCGUGGAGCCAUGGCCACGGCAGCCUCCAACCUCUACAUGCCGAGCAGUAGCAUCCUCACAUCCAACUCCAUCGUCCCCACCGACUCAUCGAGCAUGCAGCAGGCGGGCACCUUCCGGGGCCACCAGAAACUCAUCCAAAGUGACUAUCUGCAGGGACUGUCCAGCAACGGGCACCCCCUCUCUCACCAGUGGGUGACGGCUUUACCUGAAGGCAGCCCGUGGUCCGCGGCCAUUUCUCCAAGUCCCCUGAGCCAGCAAGACGUGAAGCCUGGCAGGGAAGAUCUUCACGCUGGCACCAGCCUGCACCACCGCUCUCCACACAUUGCCCAUCACUCUCCGCACACCAACCACCCGAGCGCAUGGGGCACGGCUGCGGCUCACAACUCGUCCAUAACCUCGGCCGGACAGCCUCUCAACAUCUACUCCCAGCCCGCCUUCACAGUCAACGGCAUGUUGGACCACGUCGGACCGCCGCCACCGUCGGGAGCCGUGGGCCAGUCAAUGCACCCGGGUCUGAGGGACAGCGCCGAGCACGGAGAACUGGCUCACCACCACUGUCACGACCACUCGGACGAGGAAACCCCCACAUCUGAUGAGCUGGAACAAUUUGCAAAGCAGUUCAAGCAGCGGCGGAUCAAGCUGGGCUUCACCCAGGCAGAUGUGGGACUGGCAUUGGGAACCUUGUACGGAAACGUCUUCUCACAGACAACCAUCUGCAGGUUUGAAGCCCUGCAGCUCAGUUUUAAGAACAUGUGCAAACUUAAGCCCCUGUUGAACAAGUGGCUGGAGGAAGCGGACUCUACCACGGGCAGUCCAACCAGCAUCGACAAGAUAGCGGCGCAGGGAAGGAAGCGAAAGAAGCGGACUUCCAUAGAGGUGAGUGUGAAAGGUGCUUUAGAGACCCAUUUCCUCAAAUGUCCCAAACCUGCGGCCCAAGAGAUUUCAAGUCUAGCCGACAGUUUGCAAUUAGAGAAAGAAGUCGUUCGGGUCUGGUUUUGUAACAGAAGACAAAAAGAAAAAAGAAUGACCCCGCCUGGGGUGCAUCAACAGGACGAAGUGUUUUCGCAUAGUGUUGAUUCAGAGACGCCGUCACAUCACGAUCUUUAACAAGGACCCGUGACAGUGGUCACUUCUGGCACUCGCCUGACCCCGGACUGAGAAAGCGAUGGGAAACGCCUUUCCCCCCUUCUUCUUCCUAAAUUAUAUAUUUGACUGUCACAUUGAGGGAGGAGGCAGAGGAAAAGUUCUAUAUCGGAUAAAAGGAAGUCUGCAAGCAGGCGGUAUUCGUAAAACGUGUACAGUUAGCAGUCGUGUUGACAUUUUCCGCAUCUGUGGUGAAGAGAGCGUAAUCAAGGACAUGGUUUUACCGCAAGUGUGGUUAAUUGUUUCGUUCAGACAAGGAUUGCAAUCCGACUGUGUGCCUAACACCUAACAGCGCCUUGUUAUCUCGGCUAUAUCAGGUGAAUUUGUUCUCAUGGACGGUGUCACUCUUUUCUCCCUCCCCCGCAACGUUUACUUUACUACCUGGUUAUGAGCAGAAAGGUCUGAUGUCAAAGCCUGCACUGUUACCCUGUACUGAACCGAUCCAUGGGAAAUGAGGACAAAUACUUUGGCCAAGAAUCUACGUUAAGAUAAAAAUAAUAAGCCGAUAAAAUCGGAAUAUCUCGCAGCUUAUUUCUAAAUUAUCCACUCUAAAUAAAUAAGACUUGCCCGAAGUUUUGUUUAAAGGGAUUUUUUUUCUCUCUCUCUUUCUCCGUGGGGUCCCAGUUACAAAAACACUAACACUGCCGGCCGGGCAAAACCGCUGAUAAAAGACACACAUUUUUCACAACUAUCAUUUUCUUACAUUACCGGCCACCGAUUCUGCUAAUGGGAGUUUUAAAGUGAGUUCUCAAAAAGCUGCCAUUUUUAGAGAGGGGGAGGUGAGGGGAAAAACACUUUUUAAAUUUAAAAGAAAAGGACGGAUCAGUUACUGAUCCGAAAUAUAAAAUAUUUUCUUUAAAUGUUUCUUUUUUCAACAAUUAUAUUUGGAGGCUGCGAACAGUAAUUUAUUUUCCUCAAAUUUUGUAUUAUGUUUUUAAAAGACAGAAUCACGCGUUAAAAAGCAGUAAAAUGUUUGUUGGUUAAUAAAUUAUAUAUUUGAUGUCAAAUUUGAUUGUAACCCGAUUUAAGUUUGUGAUUUGGUGACGACAAUUUCAUUUUGGUGUACAGAAAAUCAGAUCUGUUCAA
Messenger RNA from Pristis pectinata (smalltooth sawfish), 2822 nucleotides. Its product is annotated as POU domain, class 3, transcription factor 4-like. The record is from RefSeq and is a predicted model, not a curated record. Lineage: Eukaryota; Metazoa; Chordata; Chondrichthyes; Rhinopristiformes; Pristidae. The transcript has a single exon. Gene Ontology annotation, cellular component: nucleus. Gene Ontology annotation, molecular function: DNA-binding transcription factor activity, RNA polymerase II-specific; RNA polymerase II cis-regulatory region sequence-specific DNA binding. Gene Ontology annotation, biological process: brain development; regulation of transcription by RNA polymerase II. Bases 603 to 1700 code for a protein of 365 amino acids.